Messenger RNA from Neurospora tetrasperma FGSC 2508, 1145 nucleotides. RefSeq lists its product as uncharacterized. NCBI's taxonomy places the organism in Eukaryota, Fungi, Ascomycota, Sordariomycetes, Sordariales, Sordariaceae. The coding region runs from base 1 to 861 and encodes 286 amino acids. The record is from RefSeq and is a predicted model, not a curated record. The transcript has 2 exons.
AUGGGUGCGGGAUCCUCAAAGGUUGCGCGCAAAUUACCUAAAAAUGCGACAGCCGCCUCUCUCGCCGCCGCGUCGCGCUCUGGCGUCGCUGCCGCACCAAGAGCCCCCCCUCCUCGCGUAAACGGGGGACAGGAGGCGCCAUCGCAGUCGCAGAUGGAUUCAGCUUCAUCAAAUACUUAUGAAGAAGCAGCAGCGACGUCGACUCAAGAUCAGUUUCACCACGGUCAACAACCACCUACAAGGACAUCAUCAUCAUCAAAAACCUCCUCAUUCCCAUCUCCAACAGGAUCAGGUUCUCCCCUCGACGCAAUCGGCGACCCCGCCUUCGCCGCCCGCCUGCGUCAACUCUCCGCCACCGUCCAACCCAACCCCAUCCACUCGCCGUCGUCCACCGUCUCCGUUCAUCCUCAACCCCAACUUCAAUCGCAGCACCUUCCGCCGUCCUCCUCCUCCUCUUCUUCCCAAUUCCAGUCCCACCAGUUCCCUUCCAGGCGACUGUCCCCUUCUCAAUCUCAAUCUCAGUCUCAGUCUCACGCACAACAACAACCCCCCCAAAAGGAAAACAUCCCCACACUCCUCUCGCCCUCGUUCCCCGCUUUGCAAUCCAAUGCCACCCUCACCGCGCUUGAUGCGCGUAAAGUCUUGGAGCGCAAAUACGAGGAGGAGAUGGAUAAGUUUGGGAGAAACGACAAGAGCUUCCAGGGCAGGCAGUUUUUGUCGGUGCAGAUGGUCAAGGAUGUGUUUGAGUUGAGGAAAAGGGGUGCGAGCGAGGAGGAGAUUGAGAGACGGUUGGGAUUGGCGAAGGGGGUGGUUAGAGGGGUGGAGGGGGGUGGGGUUGUGAGGGCUGUAGCGCAGGUGUAGUGGAGGCGCGGGCUUGAAGAAGGGGAAGGGGGGAUAUGAGAGGGAAGGUGGUCGCGAGGUUGGGACGUGAAGCGUGUAUUGAAGAGUAGGUGGUUAAAUGAUGAUAAACGGGGUGAAGGAAAAGGGAAAAGAAGAAGGCAAUACAGAACUUCAUGGGGUGGUAGUGGUGGUUUCAUAAAGAGAUGUGAGAAGUUGAAGGCCAGGAGAAGACAGGACAUGGUUGCGGUCUAUCUGCGGAGACACAGCACGCACGCUACAUACAAUAAAGAUAAAACAAUUACAAG